ACCCUCUCUUUGCUUCCGGUUUACCUCCGGGUGUGUAAACUGUCGUCUGUCUGCAGCUGCAGACUAACAUUAGUUUUACACAAUGAAGGUCGUUUCCUGGAACAUAAAUGGCAUAAGGACUUUCAGAGGCGGCAUUAAAAAGGCUCUGGAUUCCCUGGACGCAGAUAUUAUCUGUGUUCAAGAGACAAAAGUGACAAGAGACCUGCUGGAUGAGAGAACUGCUAUUGUUGACGGAUACAACUCAUAUUUCAGCUUCAGUCGAGGACGCAGCGGCUAUUCAGGGGUUGCCACUUACUGUAAAGACGGUGCCACUCCAUUUGCUGCUGAGGAGGGUCUCACGGGUCUGCUGACCAACCAUGAAGGGGCUGUUGGGUGCUACGGGGACCAGAGUGAGUUCAGCAGCGAGGAGCUGCAGCUUUUGGACAAUGAAGGGCGAGCUGUUAUCACACAGCACAGAAUCACGUGUCAGGACAAAGAGCAAACUGUUACUGUGAUCAAUGUAUACUGUCCACGGGCUGACCCUGAAAAGCCUGAGAGAAAGCAGUUCAAACUGCAGUUCUACAAGCUGCUCCAGAGUCGGGCUGAAUCUAUACUGAAAGAUGGGAGCCACGUGAUUGUUUUGGGAGAUGUAAAUACAUCUCACCGGCAAAUAGACCACUGUGACCCCAGUGAUAUUGAUGAUUUUGGUGAAAACCCAGGGAGGAAAUGGCUAAAUGGCUUUUUGCACAGUGAGGAGGAGGCGAUUGAGGAUGAACCCAGUGAAGAAUCUGAGGUCACUUCAUCGAAUCCCAUCCACAGUGGGAAAUUUGUGGAUACCUUUCGCUACUUCCACCCAACUCGCACCUGCGCCUUCACAUGCUGGUCCACUAUGACUGGAGCGCGGCAGACCAACUACGGCACGCGCAUCGACUACAUAUUCGCCGACUGCCAGCUAGCCAGGGAGCAGUUUGUGGCAGUAGACAUCAGGCCAGAGGUGGAGGGGUCCGACCACUGCCCCGUGUGGGGGCAACUGAGCUGCUCCCUCCAGCCUAGUUCCAAGCCUCCUCCCCUCUGUACUCGCUACCUGCCAGAGUUUGCCGGCAAGCAGCAGAAACUCUCCCGCUUCCUUGUUAAGGUGGACCAAAAAUCCACUCAGUCUGAGCCGAGGGAUAGUUUACCUGGAUCUCAAGAGGAGGAGGAAAGGAGGGAGAAUUUAAACCCAUCCGGAGCUGGAAAUGUCUCUGGUAAAAAACGGUUAUUAACAUCAGACUGUGUUGCCCCAAAGGGGAAAAAGACUAAGACAGUAAAGACUUCUUCAAAGCCGCAGGGCAGCCUCCUUUCCUUUUUCAAGCCCAAACUCACAAAUGUCGUUCCCUCUACUGAAACCCCUGUCAGUCAGUGUGAAAAAACACUCAGCGUGGACCAAGUUACCUCAUCACAAAACUCCCAAGAAGCGUCCACAACUAGCGAGGACGCAUCCUCGUUCACAAGCAGCACACCUGAAAAUACUGAGCUUUUCUGUGAAGGGUCACCACAGCUGUGCACCAGCAGCACCACAGAGGAAAAUUACAAAAAGACAAAACAUUUAACCUCACAGCCCGCUGUGGGACACUCAGAUGCCAAGAAAGGGGCGUCGUCGGUGUUUUGGAAGUCGGUGCUUCGUGGACCGCCCCCGCCGCCCUCCUGUAAGGUCCACGGGGAACCCUGCGUGCUUCGUACUGUGAAAAAGGAGGGGCCGACCAUGGGCAAACAGUUCUUUGUGUGUGCCCGUCCUCAGGGACACGCCUCCAACCCCCAGGCUCGCUGUAAUUUCUUUACGUGGGUUGACAAGGGGAAGUGAUGUGUUUACUGUACAGACCACAGAAGUUGUUUUUUCCUGACCCGUCAGUAAAACCUCUAGCUCAAACAAGUACUGUAAAGCUACUACACAGAUGUCUCAUCAUUUCGCAGACUUUAAUUAUUGACUGUGUUUUGUUCUUUGCUAAUAAUAAUGGUAUUAAAAGACAGUUUUCUAUUA
Messenger RNA from Sebastes umbrosus (honeycomb rockfish), 1996 nucleotides. RefSeq names its product APEX nuclease (apurinic/apyrimidinic endonuclease) 2 (gene apex2). NCBI's taxonomy places the organism in Eukaryota, Metazoa, Chordata, Actinopteri, Perciformes, Sebastidae. Gene Ontology annotation, molecular function: zinc ion binding; double-stranded DNA 3'-5' DNA exonuclease activity; phosphoric diester hydrolase activity. The transcript is spliced from 6 exons. Gene Ontology annotation, cellular component: nucleus. The record is from RefSeq and is a predicted model, not a curated record. The coding region runs from base 83 to 1819 and encodes 578 amino acids. Gene Ontology annotation, biological process: base-excision repair.